CGUCAGCGGGACCACAUGCCCGGGGCAGCCGUGUGACAUCUCCCCUUCUCCCCGCCCCAGUGCCCGCGUCGCUGAGCAUGGACCCGGACACCGCCAACGCUUGGCUGGAGCUGCGGGCGGAUCUGGCGGCCGCCGGACUGGGCGACAAUUGCCGCCCUCUGGCCACCAACCCGCGGCGAUUCGACCCUUCGCCCUGCGUGCUGGCCAGCGAGGGCAUCGAGGGCGGUCGCCACUACUGGGAGGUGGAGGUCGGAGACAAGACGGAGUGGGCGCUGGGGGUGGCGAGGGAGACGGCCGAGAGGAAGGGUCACCUCACUCUCUCCCCCCAGGACGGCUACUGGGCCGUGUGGCUACGCCGGGGGGUGGAUUACCGGGCGCUCACCUCGCCCCCAACCCGCCUGCUCGCCGCCCUCCGCCCUGCCCGGCUGGGGGUGUAUGUGGACUACGAGGCCGGGCAAGUCUCCUUCUACAAUGCCCACGACAUGUCCCACCUCUACACCUUCUCCGCCGCCUUCACCGAGAAGAUCUACCCCUUCUUCAGCCCGGGGCUCCGGGACGGGGGCGAGAACCGGGCCCCGCUCACCCUGUUCCAACUGCGGCUGUAGACUGUUUCUUCCACCCGGCCCGGGACACCGGUCUACAAGGAGGCC
This is a messenger RNA of Amblyraja radiata (thorny skate), 650 nucleotides long. RefSeq names its product nuclear factor 7, brain-like. The transcript has a single exon. Bases 78 to 605 code for a protein of 175 amino acids. Gene Ontology annotation, molecular function: protein binding. NCBI's taxonomy places the organism in Eukaryota, Metazoa, Chordata, Chondrichthyes, Rajiformes, Rajidae. The record is from RefSeq and is a predicted model, not a curated record.